Messenger RNA from Megalobrama amblycephala (Wuchang bream), 3703 nucleotides. Its product is annotated as WD repeat-containing protein 20. The coding region runs from base 205 to 2232 and encodes 675 amino acids. NCBI's taxonomy places the organism in Eukaryota, Metazoa, Chordata, Actinopteri, Cypriniformes, Xenocyprididae. The record is from RefSeq and is a predicted model, not a curated record. The transcript has 5 exons. Gene Ontology annotation, molecular function: protein binding.
AAAUAGAUGUCAGUUUGUAAUGAGUCAGCUCUGAGAUCAUAGUGACCGGAGCAUCAGUAUCAUCAGCAUCAGCAUCAUCCGGUUGCGUCCGUCCUCUCCGGUUCGAGUUCACGGUGCAUCGCUGCUCCCAUUUUGCUUGUAGUUUUCCGCAUUAUUUCCAGGUCAGAGGCGCGGCGCUUCCUGUGCGGCGCGUUUGGACUGAAGAUGGCCGCAGAUGGAGGCGCUCUGAAGGAUAUCAAUGAGAUUAAAUCGCAGUUCCGGACCCGGGAGGGAUUCUACAAGCUGCUCACCCUCUCGGACUCUCAGCAGCGGGCCGGGCUGCCGCGGGGACCCUCGGCGGGUGUCACGGUGGGGCCGGGCGCAGGAACGGGCUCCAUCCCGGGCGGCGGUGCUGGUGUUGGGCUGGUGCAGGGGCCCGGGUCCGCCGCCGCGGCCAACUCCUCUCCGGGCUUCCUGCCGCCGGUCCGGGUGUCGAUGGUGAAGCUGAAGCCGGAGGACCCGAGCGAGGAUUCGGAGCGAGUGUGCUUCAACAUCGGCAGGGAACUUUACUUCUACACCUACACGAACAUUAAGAAGGCGGUGGAUCUCAGUAAGCCGAUAGACAAGCGCAUCUAUAAGGGAACUCAGCCCACGUGUCAUGACUUCAACCAGUACUCGGCCACCGCUGACAGCGUGGCUCUGAUCGUGGGCUUCUCCGCCGGACAGGUGCAGUACCUCGACCCCAUCAAGAAAGAGACCAGCAAGCUCUUCAACGAGGAGAGAUUGAUCGACAAAUCAAAGGUGACGUGUCUCAAAUGGCUGCCCAAGUCGGAGAAUCUCUUCCUGGCGUCUCACGCCAGCGGUCACCUCUACCUCUACAACGUGGAGCAUCCUUGCGGCACCACGGCUCCUCAGUACUGUCUGCUCCGCCAGGGCGAGGGCUUCUCCGUCUACUCCUGCAAGACCAAGACGCCUCGCAACCCUUUACUCCGCUGGGUGGUGGGCGAGGGCGGCCUGAACGAGUUCGCCUUCUCGCCCGACGGCGUUCACGUGGCAUGUGUCGGACAGGACGGCUGCCUCCGCGUCUUCCACUUCGACUCCAUGGAGCUGCAGGGAGUGAUGAAGAGCUACUUCGGAGGCUUGCUUUGUGUCUCCUGGAGCCCCGACGGGAAGUACCUGGCCACCGGCGGAGAGGACGAUCUGGUGACGGUGUGGUCGUUCGCGGAGAGCCGAGUGGUGGCGCGUGGACACGGUCACAAGUCGUGGGUCAAUGUGGUGGCGUUCGACCCCUUCACCACUAACCUGGAGGACGACGAGCCGAUGGAGCUCAGCGGCAGCGAGGAGGAUCUCCAGCAGGGGGCGCUGCACUUCGGCCGCGUGCGCACCAGCAGCACGCUCUCGCGCCUCUCUCGGCACAGCUCCAAAGGUGGCACGUCGUCCGUUUCGUACCGCUUCGGAUCCGUCGGGCAGGACACGCAGUUCUGUUUGUGGGACCUGACGGACGACGUUCUGUAUCCGCGACUUCCGCUCUCCCGAGCGCUUACGAACACCUUCGGCCCCACCGUUCCGGCAUCCACGGCCCUGAACAGCACUAGCGGAAGUAGCGUAGUCGAAGGUCACCAUCAUCCCUCGCACCAAACGUCUACAUUGCCGCUACCUUUACCUCGUUCGCUGUCGCGCUCCAAUUCCCUUCCACACCCUGCCGUCGCAAACACCUCCAAGAUCCAGGGGGCGACAGAGAGCGGCGUCACGGGUGGCAGCAGUGGCAGCGCCGGCAGCGGAGGAGGAAGUGCGCCGUUUAGCAUCGGCCGCUUCGCUACGCUGUCGCUCCAAGAGCGCAAAUCGGACAAAUCCGGGGUGGGAGGGGAAAAGGAGCACAAGCGCUACCACAGCCUCGGCAACAUCAGCAAAAGCAACGAUAAGAUCAACGUGGCGCCGCGCAGCAAUCGACUAGAUGGCGCUAAAGUCUUGGGAACCACGCUGUGUCCGCGCAUGAAUGAGGUGCCGCUGCUGGAGCCGCUAGUGUGCAAGAAAAUCGCCCACGAGCGACUCACCGUACUCGUCUUCAUGAACGAUUGCAUCAUCACCGCGUGCCAGGAGGGCCUCAUCUGCACUUGGGCUCGACCUGGCAAAGCGGAUUUUCAAGGAUUACAGCCAAAUAUGCUCAAAAAGUGGCCGACAGUUAACAGCAUCCGUCUCAACCGCUGUCAGCACAGAAUGGAAACUCGCCGAGUGGGACCGUGGUAUAGCUGAAGCCUCAUUCCCGAGAGCCAGGAGCCAGUGUUUCACCCACCCACGCUUUAGUUGCACAUUAACGUCACAUGUAAAUGCACACGGGACCAUGAUGCACAGCUGCGACUUCAGCUCUCGCCCGCAGACAGACUGCAAACGAUCGAAGAUCGAGACUCUUCUUUGCAGAAACCCUGCUGGCCUCUUCUAUUACACUGCGAAAGCCACGGCCAUUUUACUUUUUAUUUAUUUAUUUGAUCAUGGAGUCUUCUAUUGUACAUAUUCAGACUACUCUAUAAUGGAAUAAUGAACUCGAAUAAUUAAUAUAUGAAGAUCCUAUAUUGUACAUAGCGACAGAUGCAUUGAAUGUUUGCAGAUUUUAGGGAACUGAUGAUUUAUUGUUCUUGUGUGCUAGUGCUUCAUAAGCUGUCGGAUGGGAGUUUGAGAGUUACGUACAUUCGUCCGACUGCUAGACGAGUUCUCUGCUUCAUAGAUUAGAGAGAUUAACAAGGUUAAUGUUGUCUAGAAAUGGUGUACGAACCGUGAAAGCAAGAUUUUAUAUAUUUACUAAGUUUUUGCUAAGCAAGCAACGUCAUCGGAGGUCAAUGAAAUCGGAGGUUCGCGCCGUUUUGACUGUUUAGAGCUCCUGGAGGCGGAUCUCUUGAAAUUUGCCUUGUUGAAACGCAAGUCAGAUGCAAUCAAAGAGAGAAACUUCUCGACACGUUUAACUCUUGUAGCAUGGAGUAGGCGCUAUUCCUUACACCUGCUAUGCCUCUUGCAAAACUUUGCACAUUUACAGGUUGAUUUGAGCUCGUUGGAGGGACUAUUUUCAGGAGUCUGGAUCACUGAUGUGAAGUGUGUCAUGCAGACUUCUCGAAAGGACAAUGUUGUAUCAAAUGUCUUUUGGCAUUCAAUUUGAUUAUUCUCAUUAAGCAGAUCAGCUUUAACAUCAUAUUAACAGAACUAACCCAUCAUAACCAAAGGCAUUCAAUAGCUAUGUUUCCAUCCACCUAUUUUGGGAUAUCGCAUUAAAAAACCGCUGGAUGGAAAAGCCAAAAUGCGCAUAAAUACUAAAAAUAAGUGUAUGUGCUCAAUUGAGGUGGAUCAUUGUUUAUCCGAUAAGAAGACAUGCGGAUAAACUAAGACAAAAACACAUUUACUGAAUAAAUACCUCAAAACCUCAGCAGAGGCUGUGAUUGGAUAAAUGGACUAACCAGCGAACCAAUCACAUCGCAACAUCUCAAAUGUUGGUUUGGUGGUUUUGAAACACCUGACUCAAAGUCUGUCAUCAGAAUGAUUUGGUUUAAUUACCUCCAAUUCUGACUUCUUGUAAUUCUAAGUUUACUUCUCAGAAAUUCUGACCUUUUCCUCGGAAUUCUGACUUUUUCCUUGGAAUUCUGAGUUUGAAUCCCGCAAUUAUGACUUUUUUCUCAGAAUUCUAAGUUUACUUCUCACAAUUCUGACUUUUUUCUGGGAAUUUUGAGUUUGCAUCUCG